Messenger RNA from Diabrotica virgifera virgifera (western corn rootworm), 9386 nucleotides. RefSeq names its product rho guanine nucleotide exchange factor 11 (gene RhoGEF2). The record is from RefSeq and is a predicted model, not a curated record. Gene Ontology annotation, molecular function: guanyl-nucleotide exchange factor activity; G protein-coupled receptor binding. The coding region runs from base 271 to 5385 and encodes 1704 amino acids. The transcript has 27 exons. Gene Ontology annotation, cellular component: cytoplasm. Gene Ontology annotation, biological process: G protein-coupled receptor signaling pathway. Lineage: Eukaryota; Metazoa; Arthropoda; Insecta; Coleoptera; Chrysomelidae.
UUUUCCCCUAAAGAGAGUCUGAACUCAAGAUGGCUGACACUUGUUGGUUUUGAUAUUUUGUAAGCGAUUAUUUCGAAGUUUUAGUUGUUUCGCCGAACUAUUUUUUUAAUUUUCGACUGAUGUGUUAGUGCUUUUCUUGUGCGGUGCCCGAGUUUUCCGAAAAAUCUUAUGCAGUAAUGUUAUUUAGUGAAUUAUUUGGAAAUGACUGCUUCCGUGGACAUUCAUUAUUUACUAUUUUGUGGUGUAAAUAUUGGAUUAUUGUACAUCUAAAUGGAUAACUCAUCGACACCAACAGAUCGCAACAGCCCAUCUUUGUGCAUGAACGGUUCCAUGAGGCGGCCGUCUCCAAGUCCUGGCACGCCAGUCUCGGGCGGUGUGGGGCGGCCGGCCUCCCUUAUGGAUCAUGCUCAAAGCCAACAGCACGUGGUGCGCGUCGUAGUGAAUAGGGAUGAGAAAGGGUACGGGAUGAAAGUAUCCGGCGACAACCCCGUCUAUGUACAAAGUGUAAAAGAAGGUGGUGCAGCAGAGAAAGCUGGUCUUCACGCCGGGGAUAAAAUCGUCAAAGUCAAUGGGGUUAAUGUAAUGCAAUCGACGCACACCCAGGUUGUUGCCCUCAUUAAGUCUUCCUCUCAAGUGGUAUUAACAGUGCAGCAAAGAUCCAAUAUUCAAAGGAAUAUGGGAUCCCCAGGUCAUGUUCGACCGGUUACUACUCCUACGUCUUCGCGAAUAACAGGACCACAGCCUGUUGAUAACGAAAAACAGUAUCAACUGCAGCUAGAAAAAGAGCAGUACUAUAAAUUAAUGAUAGAAAAAGAGCAGCACUACAUAGACCUUCUGCGCAGCCAAAUAGCUUCAUCUACUUCUCCAGACGAAAAGAAGUGCCAGGAAUUACUUAAGACAGAGAAAAACCUCCAUACAUUGCGGGCGAUGUUACAACGAAAUCAAAGCGAGCAACACUCUCCGUCCACAGAGUCCUCUUCUUCCCCCAAAAAGUACACACCCACAUCCCCAAACGGAAACUCCGACACACCGCCCCCUCUCCCGAAAAGAAAUAACCCUAACAUACGUCAAAGGGCCUCGACAGAUCCUAACAAACGUACCUUGCCAUACAUUAACGGCAAAGUGCCUUUGGAUGUUAACUUCAUCAAUAACGAAAUUAACGCUAACACGCCUAAGAGUCCUCAGAGGAAAACUAAACCACCAGUAGGUCCUUUGGUGCUCAGUUCCUCUGAAAAACCUCCUCCUUUGCCUCCCAGAUCCUCACAUUCCGCUCCUGUUCCCUUGGAGGACGCGGUCAACUCGAUAAAUAAACAAAUGUCGUAUCCGUUAGUGGCUACAUGUGCUACAUUAGUAAAUGAUUCUCCAACUCACCACAGAACAAAAUCGAGUCCCGAAGCUUUAUCGGGUCUCACAACAAACGAGGGUCAUCUGAAAACUUCCGAGAGUCUGAACGAUUUGAAUCGACAAGAAGAUUGGGAAACUCCGCCGGGUACACCGCCACCACCGUAUCCUAGUCCACAGGCAACAAGAAGAGAAGGGAUUGGUGGAAAUGAUGACCACCAUUUCGAUGAGAGCUUCACAGACUCUCCCGAUACUUCAUUUCGAAGUAAUGGAACUAGAGUUUUAGCCAACAGUUCUCCCAUUCAUGCAGCUACUCCUCAAACUUCCCAACAACCCAUCAUGAGUAUGGAGGAUGAUGAAAUCUCAGAUCAAGAAAUUAGCCAAUUGGAAGACCAUGGACAUUUUAAGUCAUUGUCCAGACUUUGGGAACAUUUACCACAUCUUGCAGUAUUUAUGAACUAUAUACUGUCGAAUUCUGAUCCUAACGGCCUAAUGUUUUACCUUUUGACUGACCUGUAUAAAGAAGGUAACGCCAAAGAAAUGAGGAAGUGGGCUUUCGAAAUUCAUUCCUGUUUUCUGGUGCCUGGAGCGCCACUCAGAUUGGGCAACGUAGACGAAAAUAUCGCACGCGAAAUUGACGAAGUGCUCACGAGGGAAUUCGACAAAGAAGAAAUUCUCCGGAAAAUCUUCUGGAAAGCACGAUCUCGAGCCAAAGAAGAAUUAACCAAACAAUUAGCUGACUUUCAACAAAAACGAACCGCAGGAUUAGGUACUAUCUACGGUCCCACCGACCAAGCCCUCGCCGAAGUUUACUACGAUAAAACGAAGGAGAUUAAAUUGUACGAAAAUUUAUUUUUGGAAAAGCUGGAUCCCUAUUUGGAGGAGAUCGAGAAAGAGUGUUAUGAUACCAGGAGGUAUUAUAUGGCUGCUGCCCUAACGACUGUGCUUAGUAGAAUAUUUCAAAUUCGUCCACCGGCUGCCCAUGCCUUAGAUAGGUGCCCUACUUUUGUUAAUAAAGAAAAGUCGUUUAGGACGAAGUUUAUUGGAAAAUAUUCUCGAAAGCUAAAUAUUAUGGGCCAUCAAUUUGUAGCGCAACAAUACUAUACUGUGAUAUUUUGUAGCAACUGCCAACAAAUAUUAUAUGGAAUUGGUCCACAAGGAUACCAGUGCUCAGCUUGCCUUAUAAACUUACAUAGGCAUUGCGUUCGACAGUUUGAAGAUAGUUGUCCCGGACCAAUAACCAAGAAAGAUAGAAGCAUAAUGAAGUUAAUAGGAAUGCGACACGACACCAAUGAACAUAAUAGGAUGAAGAAGAAUUCCCAGUUUCUCCAAAUGGAAAGGGACCGAAGGCAAGCUGAAGAAAAUAACAGUAGCUUUGAUCUCAACGAAGGAGCAGAAGUAAAGCAAUCGCACCCCGUAUCUCGGAGUGGGUCUGACAGGCGACCGGAUGCGGUACGUGAAGAGGGCAUAAAACAACAAGAGUCCUCGAAAACUGAGUCCUCCCACGAUGUGCCCAACGAUAGAAUGGAGGCCGCCAACAUGGUCAGCAGUACCAUUCUUCCAGCUGCGGGAAACCAUAGGAAACACAAUAGCAAUAUCAAUAGGUCAGAAAGUGUAAAGGAACAGUCAGAAAAGAGGAAACAAAGACGGAACAUCAGUGAUCCCUCGCACAACACUACCACCACGGUUGCAAGUUCUAUUUUUUAUAGUGGCGAUGUUGAUUUGGAAAGAUCCACAGCUUUAUCCCAUACAGAAUCAGGGAGUUCCUCCAAUUCCAGUAUAUCCUGCAAUGGCCGCCUCUCGGAGAGUCCAAGUAACAGCGUGGAUGCUGUCACUCAGGAUUCCGCCAGACGAGGAACUUUGGAUUCGGACAGUGAUAUUGAUGCCGAAUCUGAACAGUGGCAAAAUUUAGGAUAUCAAGAAGAAUUGAAAAACCUUCCUCCACAUGAGAAAAAAAGACAUGAUGUGAUAAAUGAACUCUUCCAUACCGAAAGCUCGCACGUAAGAAACCUGAAGGUUCUCUACAAGAUCUUUUAUAAAAAAAUCCAAGAGAGUCAUACCCUAAAACCAGACGAGCUAAAUCUAAUAUUUCCAAACAUUAAAGAAAUUCUCGAUAUCCACACAGAUUUCAAUAAAGAAAUGAGAAAAAGGCGAAGGGAGGACGCCAUAGUAAGAGAAGUAGGAAGCCUAUUAGCAAACAUGUUCGGUGAACGAGAUGGAGAGUCGUUAAAGAAGGCCGCGGCAACGUUUUGUGAGAGGCAACAGAUGGCGCUGGAAUUUAUUAAGAAGAGACGGGAAAGGGAUUCUAAGUUCGAUGCUGUGCUUACGGAGUGUGAAAAGAAGAGGCAGUGCAGGCGGUUACCUUUCCAAGGAAUUCUGCCAACAGAAAUGCAGAGGCUUACCAAAUACCCCCUUCUUAUUGAAAGGCUGAUGCAUAGCGUGGAAUCAAAUAAAGACAACGAUCAAGCGCUUAGUCAACUAGAGGAGCUAGCGAAUUUGAAAAGGGCUCAUCAGAUGUCCAAAGAGAUCUUGAACCAGGUCAACGAAGCAGCCAAACUAGCACAUAACAAACACAGGCUGGAAGAAAUACAGAAACAUUUGGAUACCAGCGGAUUCGAGAGAUCUGAGCAACCAAUAGCACAAGAAUUUAGGACUUUAGAUUUAUCGAAAUUUAGAUUAAUUUUAGAAGGGAGUAUGCAGCUAAGGCGGCCUAAUAAACCUAUAGUACCAGUUCAUAUAUUACUUCUAGAGGAAGCGGUUAUGAUCCUCCACAGGGAUAGUGACAGGUUUCUCCUGAAAUUCUUCCAGUCCGGUUUGCAGGCACAACCCCAACCCCUUUCGCCAAUUAUUAAGAUGAAUAUGCUUUUAACUAGGGCCAAUGCUGUGUGUAAAAACGCGCUUUUUCUUGUUAACACUUCAGCCAACAAUAGUCAAAUGUAUGAUUUAGUAGUAGAAGAUGAAAUCAAAAGAGAAAUGUGGUUUAAACAUUUCACCGACGCAACAGAAUCCUACAACAAACGCCAAGGUAAAUCCCUGGACCGCCAAGAUCCCGCUUCCGAUUCGGAAACUGAAAGCGUCCAGGAUCUUCCACCAGCGGAGGACGUCUCCGAGCGAGCUGAGACCGUUGGAGGUGAGGAAAGCUCAUCGGAACCGGUCAGCGACCUACCCAGUGCCGAAACACAGGAGAAAGAACCCGACGUCGCUGAAGGGGAGAGUAAAGAGGACAACGUCGAUGCGACUUGUUCUUCGCCAGAAAUGGUUGCUGGUGGUGGUAUACAAUCGACAAAAGUUAGCGCAGAAGAAUGGCCUUUAAUUCAACCGUCGCAAGUCAGCGUGGCAGUGCCUCCAGUUCACGUCGCCGAGUCCAUGCUCACACCGCUAGGUAUGCACAACACUCACUCUGCACUUGAUUGCUUGUGUGAUAUUGAUACUAACAAUGUACAAAACGAACACGAUCAUGCAGAACAAAUUCGCCGCAAAGAUGCUAUGGUAAAACAAGCAUUGGAGGACAAAGAAGGCCUAGUAGCGGACAUGUUGAGCAUACCUCGCGAACACUUCGAACAUAUCGCUGAUAUGGCAUCCAUGGACCCCUCCAAUGGACGAGAUCCAUCGGAGAGGGUCCUCGCAUCUAUUUUCCAAGUCAAUCUGUUACAGAAGGCUGUGAACGAUUCGCUGAACAUAACGGAAUUGGACGCCAUGGCUGCCAAAGGCGGAAAACAUCAGACCUGUGCCAGUCAACAGGAAGUCAUUGGAGAAACAGUGACUGCUCCCACUGUGCCCACUAGUUUAGUUAGGGAAAUAGCCAGCUCUCUUAAUUCGCAGCUUACAACCCUUUUGAGCGAAGUGAAACAAAUCGAAGAGGAGAGAGAUAGGCUAAGAAAGGAAUUGCACAGAGUUAGGGAACGGUUACAUGAAGAACACAACCUUCAUAGUCCUUUACCAGUUGACGAUGACAAUAUCACAGAUUGUGCCUCGGAGCAAAGUACUUGUAAUGACAGUUUACAGAUUGUAUCAAAGAGUGACUGCGAAGAGGAAGAACAGUGAAGAGACCAGUAUCUUAUACAAUUCUGGCCUUACGGAUUUUUAUUGUACUAAAACGAUUUUGUCCUUUGCAUAGAUAAUCUGAAAGUGUACAUUAAUAUAAUAUAUACAUAACUGUAACAACAAGAGAAUUGAUAUAACGGUAUUAUACAUACACUAUUUUUUAUAACGAACAAAGGAAACAAUGUGAUUUUACACACGAAAGUUUUCCUUGGUAUGUUCAAGCGACUUUAAAUUGAGAAACCUACGGAGGAACCUGUGGUCAUAUUUUAAAGUCAGUGCAAUAAUGCUUAUGUAGUUGUUCAUUAUUAUAAGUCGCUAGGAAAUGCUAGAUACGACAACUGUAUUUAUAUGUACAUAAUGUAGCAUAGGUUUAUAUAAUUUUGUUAUUGUAUUGUAUGCUACUUCCAGAAAGUAACUCUCGCAUAUGUAAGAGAUGUUUAUAACUAUACAUAUCUUGUUUAGUUGUAUCUAUGGCUAUAGCCUAUGGCGUUAUCUAUUUAGUGUACUUGAAAGCACAACUUCCUGUUUUUAUACAAAUGUUUGCAAUAGUCAUUGCUUUUUGGACAAUACAGCAGAAAUGAACCUGGUCCACCACAAAAAUAUCGUCAUAAUAAACUAAUAUAAAUCUUCAUACUAUCGUCUAGACUAGAAACAACAAUUACAGUUACAGAAAGAAUUUUUAAAAUUCGGUCUUCAUCUUGACAUUUAUUAGAGUCGUUGUCAAGUUAUUUUUUGAUGGACAGUGGCAAUAUCCCAUUGAUAACAUUUCUACACUUUGAACCUCUCACUACACUCCGAUUAAAUCUAGACUAUCCCUUAAUUGUGAUAUUAUCUCCUCCUCCUCCUAAGUGCCUUCUCUAUUGAGAUUGGCGAUCAAUAUGGAGAAUUUCUUUCUGUUCUGGGCUUGAUGAAUUAAAUCAUUUCCUGUUGUGUAGGUCCAAUCUCUGAUGUUUCGUAGCCAAGAUUUUUUCUUUCUUCCUAUAGCCCUUUUACCUUCGAUCUUGGCUUUCAAUAUUAACUGGAGUUGCUCAAAUUCCUUAUGGCGCAUUACGAUAGUAUUGACCAGAUGAUAAUGUGUAUUCAUUCUUUUCAGUACUUCUGCAUUCGUAGUUCUGCUGGUCCAGCUUAUUCUUAACAUUCGGCGCUACAUCCACAUUUCGAAUGAAUUCAAUUUGUUGAUGUCAUGCUGUUUUAAUGUCCAAGUGUCACAGCCAUAAUAAAGUAAUAGAGACCACACAUAACACUUUAGCGUUCUCAAUCUUAUUAGGACUGAUAGCUUGGGGUUACAGAACAUUUUACGCAUGUUCAUGAAAUCAGACUUGCUAUCUCAAUGCGUCCUCUAAUUUCUUUUGAGUGGUCUAGUUGACUAUUUAACUAUCUGCCCAGGUAUAUGAAGCUUUGGGAACUCUGAAGGGUGAUACCAUUUAUUUGUAUGUUGGGUGUAAUUUUUGUUCAUGGGGUUUUUGUGGAAUACCAUAAUUUUGGUUUUGGAAAAGUUAAUGUCCAAGCCCAGCCUGUGACUUUCUUCUGAUAAUAUAUUCAUCCUGAUAUUAUCUACGCUAGUGAUAUCUUCCACAAUAAGUCUAAAUAUUUUGAUCUAUUCCAGUUUUGCUAUUUAAUUCUAUCCAGUUCUGCCAUAAUUCUAUUAUGAUUUAAUCAUGAUAUUGUCUUCAGUAUUGAGAUUUUAACUGUUAGCAAUAAUUAUUUCUCUUUUCUCUGUAAGUCGUUUUCCUGUUUUGUAAACAAUAAUUGCAAGGCGUAAUUGAUUCUACGAAUAUUAUAUAUCUAGCGUCAUUAUUGUCUUUAAAGUCUUUGAUUCGGAAUUUUUGCCAUUGGCUUGUUUCUCUGUCUAUCCAGAAACUCGUUUUUUUGCUAUCCCAGGUUUAUAAUAUUUCAAGACAUAGUUCAAAUUGUGUUUGCUAUGGAAAAAGCCUCAAAUAAGAGAAAUAUUCAUUAACGUUUAUGACUUCCAACUGAAAAGGUGGUGUCAACAAUAGUUUUGACAAUAAACCCUUAUGCCAAAAAUACAAAUUUUUCUGUUUUUUUACUGAUUAUUCCAACACAAGCAACUGAUAAAUCGCAACUUUUGAUACCAUUUAAUUCUUAAGAGCUCUUACGUACAUAUAAUUGACAAAACCAAUAUGGUUUGUCAAAUAUGUUGAAUAUGAUAAUAGAUUCAAUGUAAAAAUGUAUUAGAACAAUAUUUUUUUGCUGAUAUUAGAUAUAAGCUUGUUACAUGCUACAUAUUUUUCAUGUAAACUAUAUAUUGUUUUAUUAAAUGUUUGUAAUAUGUAUCAUGUUGAAACUUUAUCUACCACGUAAUCAAAUAAAUAUAUCGUUAGUAUAUAGAGUGUUUUUUGGUAUUUACUAAUUCUCUCUUAUAUUAAUUUAAACGUGUGGAAGAUGUAGCCUCGGGUUUUCAUUACGAUACAGUAAUUUUAUUUGAAGAGUUCCUUUGUGGAAGUACGGUUUAGUAUACAGAGUAUAUCACAAUGAACCUCGAAGGAAUCAAAAGACUUUCAACUGUGCAUUGAAAAGAAAUAUUUUUAAAGUAAAUUUUAUUUUGUUUUAUUUAACUAGGAAUAGCAUCGUGUCAUAUUCUGUAUAUAUAAUAUAUUAUUUAUAACAGUCUUCAUUUUACCUGAUAAUAGUAUUCUAUUUAUUUGUUAUCAAUUUUGUGUUUUUUAUUCAAUUGGAGUAUUUUAAGGAUUGUGGGUGUUAUACGAUUCUAUUAUCAUUUUUUUUAAACGAAACAGUGAAUAAUAAUACGAGUGUAACUGUUUUUACUUCGUGGAAAAGUUUCCACUCUAUAAAAAUCGCAAAUUAAAAAGGUUCUUUGGACUUCUUGUAUUGUUAAAAAACAUGAAAAUACUAAGUCUGUUAUAGUGUGUACUAGCUUCAUGAGCGUAUAUUGAAAUGCUGUUUGGUGGAUCUACAAUGCACAAUUUUGUAAAAAUGCGUGUUGAGAAAUUUCACACCAAUCAAUAUAAGUAGUGGAUUUGUUUGAUAUAUUUUACUUUGUUACUUAUCUUGUCCUGAUGCUUUACAUUAUGUCUACUUUGCACAAUCCAUUCGUUUUUCUAUAAGUUUUGGCCUACUUCUUCGUCUACUCCACAUUAGUUGUGGCAUAAGAUUCAUAUAUAUCUCAUUCAUAUCUCCGGGUAUCUAUUUCUGAAUAUCAUCUCUACUUCAUUAAUCCAAACUUAUCGAUCUUGAUCUAGAAUUCUAGAUUCCUGUGUUUUAUCUCCUUAAGUUUUUUGGUGUUUAUAUUGCUUACAAUAUAUGCUGUCGUUUCAGUUUAUUAUCUAUUUGUUUGGUGUUUUCUUGCGAAUUUGAACUAGUAUAAUAGGAAUCGAGUAGCACAGAGUGAACAAGUAAACCUUGAUUAAUUUUUGAAUGGUAUCAGUAUUUAUAGAUUAAAAUUAUUAAGUCUCCAAAUAAACCGUUCUUUUCAAGGUAUAUAUAAUGUUGAAAUACUUACUGAAUAAUUCCAUGAUUGCUUUCUUUUAUUAAUUAUAAAAUUAGUUGAGACAUUAUUGCUGAUAAUAUUGAUUUCUUCAUUAGACUGGACAUCCACUGUGCACGAAAAGGUUUUGCUAUAAAUAUAUCUUUUUCAGGUCCACUUUUUCUUGUAUUUUGUAGUGUUGUAGUGGAUAAGUAAUAUUAUAUAUUUUUUUCUAUUAAUUAGAAAACAAUUAUGUGAAGAAAAAAGUCCAAAGAACUGCUUUUACAACGUAAGUGCCUUUCAAACGCAUCCCCUUGUUCAUAAACUGCUUUUGUAUAACGCUUUACCAUUGUGCAUUUUUGUUAGUUAAAAUUUGUUCGAAAAUUACUUGGCAUUUAAUAUAAAUAGAUGUACAUUAUUUUACUUACUUUUUUAUUUUCUUUAUUCAACAGCGAAUUAUAGAUAAUGAAUGACACAGCAUACAAUUUGUUAUUAUGUAUUUAUACAUUUCAAAAAUAACAGUACUAUUAUAAAUAUAUUUCUCAAAACCCACAAA